CUCGCAAAGCCGGGCGGCGUGCCGCGAGUUGGGAGUUCUCGGCGCGCCGCGGGCGGCGGGAGCUCGGGCUCCCGGGCAAGCCGGGGACGCGGCAGAGGCGGGGGCCUGGGUCCGAGACCGCGGGGGCCGCACCGAGAGUGGGAGGGAGAGACAGAGGCAGGGACCGGAGCGAGACAGAGACACGCAGGGGAGAGACAGGGCAGGGGUAGAGGAAGGCAGGGGACAGACUGGGAAGGCGACGGAGACGAAGACAAGGACCGGCAGGGAGAGACCGAGAGACCGAGGGGGCAGGAGAGACCGGGAGAAACAGAGAGCCGAGGGCGCGGCGGGGGAGGUGGAGGCAGAGCCGGGGCUGGCCGGCCGCGAGGGUCUCGGGGCCAGAGGCGAGCGCAGCGGGGCAGGGAGCGGAGCGCAGGGCGGGGGACAGCGCAGAGUGACAGCGAGAGAACAGUGGGGGCGGCGGAGGGAAGGCGCCUGCGGCGGGGGCGGGGGGCGCCAGCGCCAUGGGUCCCCGGACCCCCGCGCUCUGAGCCCCGGCCCGGGGCCCGACGAUGCUGAAGCCGAGGCGGCGCCGAGGGCGCGGCGCGGGGCAGCGCUGAAAGUUGGGCGGCCCGCGGGGAGCGGCGCGGGACGGCCCGGAGGCCGCGAGACCCGGGGACCGACGGACAGACCUACAGGCAGCCGGGGAGGGGGGCGGGGCCGGCCCGCCGAGUUCGCGGGGAGGGGGCGCCGGGACACCCUUCUCCCCGCCCGGGACGCCGCCCGCCCGACUGCGCCUGGGAUGUAGCGCCCGCUGGCCGCCUCCCGGAGACUCGUCGGACCCUGCGCCCCGCGAGCCACAGGUGGCCAGUGGCUGCCGAACUGGACCGCGCAGGAGAAUGUCCGGCCCCCGAGAGACCCAGAAGGGCAGAGGCUGAACCCAGGGAGGCCCUGCGUCUUCCCAGGUGACCACGCCGGCUUCAGGACAUGCACGGGCACAGCCGCAACGGGCAGGCCCACGUGCCCCGGCGGAAACGCCGCAACCGCUUCGUCAAGAAGAACGGCCAAUGCAACGUCUACUUCGCCAACCUGAGCAACAAGUCGCAGCGCUACAUGGCGGACAUCUUCACCACCUGCGUGGACACACGCUGGCGCUACAUGCUGAUGAUCUUUUCCGCGGCCUUCCUUGUCUCCUGGCUCUUUUUUGGCCUCCUCUUCUGGUGCAUCGCCUUCUUCCACGGUGACCUGGAGGCCGGCCCGGCGGGGGCCGCGGCGGGGGCCCCGGUGGUGGGAGGCGGCGGGGCGGCCCCGGCGGCCCCCAAGCCCUGCAUCAUGCACGUGAACGGCUUCCUGGGUGCCUUCCUGUUCUCAGUGGAGACGCAGACGACCAUCGGCUACGGGUUCCGCUGCGUGACGGAGGAGUGCCCGCUGGCGGUCAUCGCCGUGGUGGUCCAGUCCAUCGUGGGCUGCGUCAUCGACUCCUUCAUGAUUGGCACCAUCAUGGCCAAGAUGGCGCGGCCCAAGAAGCGGGCGCAGACGCUGCUGUUCAGCCACCACGCGGUCAUCUCGGUGCGCGACGGCAAGCUCUGCCUGAUGUGGCGCGUGGGCAACCUGCGCAAGAGCCACAUCGUGGAGGCCCACGUGCGGGCCCAGCUCAUCAAGCCCUACAUGACCCAGGAGGGCGAGUACCUGCCGCUGGACCAGCGGGACCUCAACGUGGGCUACGACAUCGGCCUGGACCGCAUCUUCCUGGUGUCGCCCAUCAUCAUCGUCCACGAGAUCGACGAGGACAGCCCGCUCUACGGCAUGGGCAAGGAGGAGCUGGAGUCGGAGGACUUUGAGAUCGUGGUCAUCCUGGAGGGCAUGGUGGAGGCCACUGCCAUGACCACCCAGGCCCGCAGCUCCUACCUGGCCAGCGAGAUCCUAUGGGGCCACCGCUUCGAGCCCGUGGUCUUUGAGGAGAAGAGCCACUACAAGGUGGACUACUCGCGCUUCCACAAGACCUACGAGGUGGCCGGCACGCCCUGCUGCUCCGCCCGGGAGCUGCAGGAGAGCAAGAUCACCGUGCUGCCCGCUCCGCCGCCCCCGCCCAGUGCCUUCUGCUACGAGAACGAGCUGGCCCUCAUGAGCCAGGAGGAAGAGGAGAUGGAGGAGGAGGCCGCGGCCGCUGCCGCCGUGGCCGCGGGCCUGGGCCUGGAGGCAGGCUCCAAGGAGGAGGCGGGCAUCAUCCGGAUGCUGGAGUUUGGCAGCCACCUGGAUCUGGAGCGCAUGCAAGCCACCCUCCCGCUGGACAACAUCUCCUACCGCAGGGAGUCCGCCAUCUGACCUCCAGGCCCGCCCUCUCGCUUCCCACCAGAGCCUCUUCCGGGGGCGCGCUGCCAGGACACCUCCACCGCACUCAGGACAGAGUGGCUCACCCUGGCUCCACGGACCUUCUGGAGAGAGCUGGGGGCUUCAGAGACCGGGAGACCCCUUCCUACUGACUCCAGAACCCAGGCCUGGGAAAGGGCCAGGAUACCCUCGGUCUGGUCAGCCUGGGUUCUCCAGCACCUACCCACUGGCGGCUCAGGAACCCCAGACCCACCACCCUUUCCCCACCGACCCUUCAAGGACAUUCCCCCUUUGCUCUCAGAACCUUGGGGAAGGCGGCUGGACUGUCGGGGGGUGGGCAUC
Balaenoptera ricei (Rice's whale) is the source of this 2652-nucleotide messenger RNA. RefSeq names its product potassium inwardly rectifying channel subfamily J member 4 (gene KCNJ4). Gene Ontology annotation, cellular component: plasma membrane. Gene Ontology annotation, molecular function: inward rectifier potassium channel activity. The record is from RefSeq and is a predicted model, not a curated record. Lineage: Eukaryota; Metazoa; Chordata; Mammalia; Artiodactyla; Balaenopteridae. The transcript is spliced from 3 exons. Bases 967 to 2304 code for a protein of 445 amino acids. Gene Ontology annotation, biological process: potassium ion import across plasma membrane; regulation of monoatomic ion transmembrane transport.